Molecule: messenger RNA, 300 nt
Organism: Sphaeroforma arctica JP610
Lineage: Eukaryota; Ichthyosporea; Ichthyophonida
Exons: 2
Source: RefSeq, a predicted model, not a curated record
GGUAUUCCGCCAUGGCUGACCGACAGUUCGGUACGGGCAAUGAAGAGCCAGAAGAACAUGACCACGCUCGUUGUCGCAGGCCAGGAGUUACUGACAGACGCGGGUGUCACCGACCUCGUUCAAUCGUGUCCAAGCCUGACGAAUCUCGAUCUCUCCUACACGUCCGUCAGUGAUGCCGGUAUCGCCACUCUGUGCAAUCUGAAGCACCUGCACAUCCUCGAGAUCUAUGGCCUCACUGUCAGCAAACAGGUGCUGGCCGUGCUCAGGAAGUCUAUUCCGAACAUCCAGAUAAGUGAGUAG